CUACCAAGUAGCAAAAUAGCUUCUACUUUGUUUAUGUCCUCUUGGUUAGCUGACAGCUAGUACGGCGCUUUGCCUGCCUAAACAUCCAUGUCUACACGUUUCAUGCUGAGGGCCGGAUCGUCGUAAACUCAAACCGAGUGUCCUGGAUGCCGGGGAUGGGAUGUUUUGUUGAAUGAGGCGAAGCCGCUAGGAGCCGAUAGGAGGAUGAACUCCAUCACCGGUCGGGAUCUUGCCAUCCCCGCCGCCUCUGUCACCAACUCUGGAGCCUCAUCCUCCCGAGCCUUACAUGUAGAGCUCACAUCCCAGCAGAGACGAUUGCGUCACCUCCGAAGCAUUGCGGCCAGAAACAUCGUCAACAAGAAUGGUUCCCCGCUGCUGGACACAUACUUCACCCUACACCUCUGUAUAGAAGACCGCAUAUCUAGAGAUUUUUACAAGAGUGAAGUCAUACGAGACUCACUGAAUCCCACUUGGCGGAGUCUAGACUUUGGAAUGCUGCCGGACCUUCUUGACACGUCAGUGUCCUGCUUUGUGGUUCGGAUCUGGGGAGGACAGAAGGAACAGUACCAGCUCCUCAUAGAAUGGAAGGUCAAUCUGGAUGGCCUCAGAUACACGGGGCAGCAGAUUCGCUCCAGGAGUCCAAAUGAGAUCAUAUUUGGACUGAAUGAUGGCUACUAUGCAGCUGACUUUGAUCAUAAGGACCAGUCAGAAAGAAAGAAGAACAGUCUGCUUCAGGUUGACCAGAGUUCAGUCAGGAACUCCUACAGUGUCUUCUCUUUGCUCAGGCUUCACACAGCCCAGAGAGCCAUCAAGCAGACCCAAGUGACAGUGCAGAGGAUUGGGAAGGAGAUUGAGGAAAAACUGAGGACGACGGCGACCUGCACGGAACGGAAGAAGGAGCGAGAGUGCAUGCAGCUGCGUAUCGGUGUGCUUCGCAGUGAGCUGGAGCGGCAGAGGAAGGCGCUGGGCAGGGAGGUAGACCUACGGCAGAAGGAGAGAGCACAGCUUCAGAAGAAAGAGGAAGCGUUCACCAGUCAGCACGAGAGUCUGAAGGAGGAGAAAGAGUCCUUAACCAAGCUGCAAAAGGAAUGCACUGCCAAGAGAGAGCAGUUCCUCAAGUCCAACGCCCAGCUCACCUUCCGCUGUCGUCAGCUCCUGUCAGAGCUCUCCUACAUCUACCCCAUCGACUUGGCGAAUCAGUCAGAUUACGUCAUCUGCGGAGUCAAGCUGCCUAACUCGGAGGACUUCCAAGCAAAGGAUGAUGGGAGCGUGGCAGUCGCCCUGGGUUACACGGCGCACCUGGUUCUGAUGAUCUCGUGCUUCCUGCAGAUCCCUCUUAGGUAUCCAGUCAUCCACAAGGGCUCACGCUCCUCCAUUAAGGACACCAUCACUGACAGGCUCACAGAGAAGGAGCGAGAAUUCCCUUUGUAUCCCAGAGGAGAGCGAUUUCAUUUUGAAUAUGGAGUCUACUUGCUCAACAAGAACAUUGCCCAGCUGAGAUAUCAGCAUGGCUUGUCCACCCCAGACCUGCGGCAAACACUACCCAACCUGAAGAAUUUUCUGGAACACGGCCUGCUGGUCCGAUCUGACCGGCACCAUGUUUCUAGCUCCAUCCCAGUGCCCAGCAAGUCCCAGCUGGGUGUGUGUGCCGUUUCAGAGAUAGGCUACCCUUCCCACACCAGCUCCCCAGACCGAGGCCUAAGAAAGAGGGCCAGCUCAGAGGCUGAUAAGCUCAAGUACAAGGCUACCCCUCCAACCUGCUACAACGCAGCCAUGGUUGAGCAGCAGCCGCCCGAUGGCCUGGCACCACCCUCAGCCUCACCCAAACACCUGUCCUCCUCACUAGAUGCUGGCAUGACUUCACUCAGCUUGGCCAACACUCUGGAAGCCAAGGAGCAGGGAGAAAAGAACGAAGAGAGGGAUGAAGGAGGUGAGGCAGCAGUGGAGAUGGAGAGAGAAGAAGAGGCUGAAAGAGAAGUUGAAGUGGAGAGAGAGGAAGAGAUGGAGGCACAACAGCCCAGCAGUACAGUUAGAUCCACGUCCCCUACAGUGCUGGACACUGGCGAAGAAGUGGUGCCCAGCAGCCAGCACACAGGUGCCAUGAACGGCUCCUUGGUACCAGGACAGGGGCCCGUCAGCCUGGUCCCAGAGCUGCGCUGCUCGGUGGAGCAGGCCGAGGAGAUCAUGGGCACGGAGGCCACUGGCCUGGGCCUGGGGUUGGAGUUAGGAUUGGGGAUUGGGCUCGGAGAAGGGGCCCGGCUGGAGGACUACCCCUGCAUUCCUGUGGACCACGCAGUGGCUGUGGACAGUGACGAGCAGGUGCUGGGCGAAUUAGAUGUUGCUGGCUUUGAGGAGUUCUCCAGGCGCAUCUAUGCACUAAAUGAGAACAUGUCCAGCUUCCGCCGACCGCGCAAGAACUCUGACAAGUGAGGCAAAAGACCUCAGGAGAGAGAGAGAGAGUGGCUUCAAAGGCAUGCACAGUGGUGUGGACAAAUAUAAGUCAGGGACAUGAACUGAGAAGAGAAGGGUAGAGUCCCCAGGUGUGACUCCCUCUUCCAAGCAUUGUAACAUCAAAAAACAUAGGAUUAUUCUGGAAUGAUGACCAAUUUGCACUUCUUGUAUAGUAAUCCUUUAAAUAAAAUACAAUUUAAAGUGCAAGUAUUGGGGCAGUGGGCUGAAAUGGAUAUUUAAUUUUUUUUUUUAUGUGGACUACUGUUUUUUAAAGAUGGAAAUGAAACAAUAGUACAGUUUUUAUCCGUGGUCUUAGUAUUCAAUGUAAACAGUUGCCCUGUGUCAGAACAGUGUCAGUUAUUGUAUCCAGUUGACCCAAUAACCGGUGACCGUUAGUAUUAAAUUAAAUUUAAUAAAUUACUCAUAAAAUUUGCACUCUGUCACCAAACCCUUAUUGCAAUAACAGCUGUACGUUUCUCACCCAUUAACUCAUUGUUAAAACGUAAGCAUUUGUAAACUUCCUGUAAGGUCCACCUCCACACCCAAAAUCUGGCCGCCGCCUCCGGGGAUUUCAGCUACAGGAUGGAUUAUUCCCCGCAGUACCGCUGUACAAUGCGCAAUGUAUCAUACAUUGUAUAUGGGUCAUUAAAUGUCCAGGCCCUGACACAGUGCAGCAGCUUCAAAUCCUUAUCUUCACUGUACCUCAAGUUCAACAUGAGAGGGAUUUAUUGCUUAUUCUCCUAUAGAAUUCCACUUCACAUGGAUAUUGAAGUGUACUGAAGUGAGGUAUAGACUUGGGGAAUGGUGGACAUAGCUGUUUUUGCACCAUUAUACUGCAUCAGUGUUUGUAUUAUAGAAGAAGAGAAUCUUUGGUCACCCCCAGGAUGGUUGGAAUUGGAAGUUUUUUCAGACUAAAUCAACUUCAUAAAAAUUGUCCAAACUGGAGCCCACUGUCCCAGUACUUAAGCUUUUGACUGUAGAAGCAAAUGUUUGUGGCGGAGACGCUUCCCAGGCCUUCAAUUCAGGGUGCAUGACAGCAGGCAUGUGUGGAGAGAGGACAUGGCCAUCUGUGUGGUGCACAACCUGCCUCUACAUACCCAGAAAUGGGCAGGGGGAGAGUUUCAUAUUAGCAUGCAACCAAUAGCAGGUACAUUUCAAUUAAUCCCACCAAUGACCUUUGAACUAUGUCACAUGGCAGCUUGCUAUCACAAAGUGAGGUGGGAACUGCAACCAGUAGCCCAAUCACUCCCUUGCUGUGACGCACAGCAUGUCCAGGCCCUCCUGCUCGACAGGGCAACCAUCCCGUCGGUCUCCACAUCAGGUUGAGUCCCUCCUGUUGGUCUUUAGGUGAAGAUCACAAGAGUGGGAGGUUGGAACUUAUGGCACAUGGCAGGGAUACAGUGCAAUUGUUCUUCUGUCUUUCUCUGUCUCCUCUUUUCUCUUUCUCUCUCCUUUUUUUUUUUUUUUUUUUUUAUUAUUUCAGCAUACCCCAUCAAUAUAAUUAUCAAUGUUAUGUCCAAUGAAUCUCAUAUCUAGUAGACCAAAAAAUUUAAUUACAUGUCUGUACUCUGUCGUAACUUCUCGCUCAGGCUCUGAUUCUUAACACAGUAUCCGCGUUUUAAAUCUCAAUCCCAUUGUCUGUGAUUUAGCCUUUGUCUCUCAUGUCUCCCUGUUUUGAACGACCUUGCUUCCUUGCACUGGUAUCCAUCGGCAAUUACUUGCAUUAUUUAUGUCUCUCAACAAAUAUGUAUGCUUCCUUUCAAAGGAAAUCAAUAUUUUGUCUUUCUUUAUUCCCACCCACACAGGAAGUCACUCAUUGAUAUUGUCAUGUCAAAAAUAUAUCACCAGUGUUUGGGUCUUGAACGGACCACACGCACACGUCCGUAUGGAUGGAAGCUGACGUAGACAGCUGCUUUGCAUCACCUGCGUGACAAAGAUGGAUUCUCCACCGGCAUCCCACUUUUUAUUUCAGAUCAAGUACUGUGGUCGCUGACUGUUGAAAAGUAUUGUAUUUAAAAUGAAAAGAUGAACCAUAUUCGAUCAUUUCCAUAAACUGCUAUACAGUUCAGUAAGUGACCAUGUACAUAUACUUUUGUAUGGAGGGUGUUUUGUUAUUAAAGACUUACAGUCCAAUGGCAUGGAUGUAUGUAGCCCCUUUAAAAUCGGAAGAGCUCG
Messenger RNA from Myripristis murdjan (pinecone soldierfish), 4626 nucleotides. RefSeq names its product UV radiation resistance associated gene (gene uvrag). Gene Ontology annotation, cellular component: endosome; lytic vacuole. The transcript is spliced from 16 exons. Gene Ontology annotation, biological process: SNARE complex assembly. NCBI's taxonomy places the organism in Eukaryota, Metazoa, Chordata, Actinopteri, Holocentriformes, Holocentridae. The record is from RefSeq and is a predicted model, not a curated record. Gene Ontology annotation, molecular function: SNARE binding. The coding region runs from base 205 to 2430 and encodes 741 amino acids.